Messenger RNA from Desarmillaria tabescens, 706 nucleotides. RefSeq lists its product as uncharacterized. Bases 1 to 516 code for a protein of 171 amino acids. Lineage: Eukaryota; Fungi; Basidiomycota; Agaricomycetes; Agaricales; Physalacriaceae. The record is from RefSeq and is a predicted model, not a curated record. The transcript has 3 exons.
AUGCAUCGCGAUACUGCCAUUGCAUGGGCUUCUCGCAUCAUAGGCCAAGAGCUAACAGAGGACGACAUUUGUUUGGUGUGGCAGCUCAUCGAAACGAAGGUCAAGCCGUUUGGAAGCAGGUUCUCGUAUGUAGGCGAGGUAGGCUCAGUGGAGUUUAUGGUCGUUACGCGUAGAGCCGUGUUCAGGAGGGGCUACUUGGGUAUGGACCCGGCGGAGAUACUGCAGUUUCAUGAAGGUGAAAAGGAGAGGAUCGCGAGGAAGCUGUUAGAAGAGGAAGGUCUUGGUCACUUGGAGUUUGCCACUCGUCUAGACACCAAAAUCGGAAGACUGAGCUUUGAAGAGCCACGAUUCGAUUCAUACACGAGCACUGUCAUCAUCGUAAUGGCAGCAUUCGACUACUCUGACCAGAAAAGAGCGAAAGAAACUGAAAAGAUAUCCUCCUGGUCCGCUCGACAGAUCCAGACUCCAGCACAUGCUGUGUUCGUGAUUCAAGUGCAGGCCCAAUAUCAAAUCUAGUGGGUCGACAUCUUAACAGAAAGACAAGAAAGUGCUAGCAUGCGCCUGAGCCUAAGAAGACAGAACACGAAGAAAACUGGUCCCUUUUCGGGCUACAUCGUCUUGGCGUUCUUGGUUGGGACAGCCAACGGACAGUAACAACGAAUGCUGUGAAGACAGACGGGUCCGGGGUGAACCGGCUGACGAACAG